CACAGUGAUUGGUGCUGCAGCUGGCUGGCUUCAGGCUAGGUCAUGUAUGGCAGCACUGCAGCAUGGCAGUGGCUGCUCUAGGAGCCUUACCAACCACUCUGUAGAGAAACCCAGAGUUGUUUGAGAAAAGGAGGAAAAAGUGUUAGUUUUAUAUUGUAACUUAAUGUUUGGUACCACCAAAAUCAAUGGAGAGAUUGGAUAAUCUGACCCCAGUUUAUUUCCAUUUUGCUACAUUGUGUAAAGAAUGAGUACAGGACACACUUCAAGAUUACAUCUGUUGUUUGUUUUGGUGUUUUUUAAUCUGGUAAAUAAUGAAAUCUUUCUGGAUUGCGCUUCCAUUUUAUUUAGCUGAAAAAUUCAAACAACCAUUCAACAGAAGAAUUUCUUCAUGUUUUAUUACUUUUUUUCCCUUGGCUUGGAAAAGUUGUAUGGAUCCUUCUUUCAAUACACAGCUGAUGGAUUGUAGAAUUUCACUGAACUUGCUACAUACACAGGCAGUCCAGGAAGUUAAGAGGAAUUGGGUUAAAACAACAGACGAGCAGAUGCAUGAACUUCAACUUCUACAAAAAAAUGUAAACAAAGCAAAGGGUAUACAAAGGAUGUCAAAGAAGACACACUGGAGCUCCGAUUUGAGUACAAUGACUCAGGCACAUGAAACUGGAUCAUUUUGUACACAAAACAGUAGCUGCAUGAAGAAAAUGGUAUCAGAACAGAUGAUGAAGGCAGCCAAAGGCCAAGAAAUGGUGAGCAGUUUUUCCCCGCUUCACUUGCUUGCUUCAUCUGCUGCCAUGUUAGACCAAAUGAGAUCCGUGACAUUCACACGGAGAAAAUUUUUUAUUUUAAAAAGAAGUGUUAAUAAACUAAAAGUCUGAUUUGUAGCUAAAAUACUUCUAUCUUUUGUGUGGGCCUUUCAGGAUGGAAGUAUGUUUAGAUAUUUGAAAUUUAAAAAAUAAUUUCCAGCAUUAGAAAUGUCUUUAUUUAACCUUGUGAUAUCUAAAGACUUUGUCUACCAACUGAAAAUGUCUGAAGAGGAAAAAAGAAAGGACCGUGUGUAAUCUUCUAGGCUCAUGCUGAUUAGAGUGAGCAGCGAGGCAAUGCAUGUUAUUUCAUAGCUUUAAACUGUAACUGAUGCAGAAGAAAAGACCAAUUUUAAUCUUGGGAAAGAGUGGAUCUCUUUAUUUCUAAAUUUAUUUGUAACAGAAGCAAACUUUUAAUUAUGAAGAUUAGCAUUCACUAUGUAACUAAUCAGCUGUGGAUAGUAGCUUGUACUAAAACAGAGAAUUGUGAGAGAAGGGCCACUCUGCCAGUUCAUUUCUUAUA
Messenger RNA from Vidua macroura (Pin-tailed whydah), 1320 nucleotides. It is a transcript of the gene SNX31, whose product is annotated as sorting nexin 31. NCBI's taxonomy places the organism in Eukaryota, Metazoa, Chordata, Aves, Passeriformes, Viduidae. The record is from RefSeq and is a predicted model, not a curated record. The transcript has 5 exons. The coding region runs from base 312 to 872 and encodes 186 amino acids.